GAAAAAUCCGAGAUAUACAAGUUGUGAGACUCAUAAUGGAUACUAGAUCCUGCAAGUUUCAUUGCCCUGUGACAUCUCCUCUGGCAGUGAGGGCGUUGCGAAGUUGCGACAUCUGAAGACCGUGCAGAGGUUCACUUAUGACGUCAUAGGUCAGUGACCUGACCUGACCCAAAAAUGCGGUUGGUGUCAAAAGAUGCGGCUUGGAUCAAAGGAUGCUUCAACACUACUAGUGAGCUGUUUCUUCAGCUGAUCUGAUGCUAUAGUUUUUGUGCAAGGUCAGCACAUGGUUCAGCAAGCAUGUCUAACGAGUAUGAGUCGGCGUUUGAGGGUGACAGUGAGGUGGAGGCGCGGCACCGGCGCCGCAGGGACCUCGCCGAGAAGCCGCGCCGCCCGCCAGCCGGCCGGCCGGAGGGCGCCCAGUUCUCCGAGGAGCGUGCCAAACACGAGGGCCGCGUGCGCCGGCUGCACUACCUGGCGCUGAACGCCUACGACCGGCACAAGGAGCUCAUCAACAACUACCACCUGUACCACCCGGGCGCCACGGCGGCGCUCCAGCGGGACACCAGCCGCGACCGCAAUGACUAUGACGUGCUCCGCGAGCAGCACCGGUUCGUGUGGACGACAGAGGACGCCACCGACUCGUGGGAGCGCCGCCUGGCCAAACGCUACUACGACAAACUCUACCGCGAGUACUGCAUCUGUGACCUGACCUACUACAAACUGAACCGGGUCGCCAUGCGCUGGCGGACCGAAAAGGAGGUGGUAGCGGGCAAAGGUCAGUUCACAUGCGGUAGUAAGCACUGUUCCGCCAAAGAGUCGCUCACCUCCUGGGAAGUCAACUUCUCGUACGCGGAACACGGCGAACAGAAAAACUGUCUCGUCAAACUGCGUCUUUGUCCCGAGUGCUCCCGUAAGCUCAACCAUUCAAAACAAAGAAGGAAGGCGAAAGUUUAUACGAAAAAGAAAUCCAAAAAGGACAAAAAGUCACACAAGGUGGCCAGUGAUAAACAAGAUGACGGGCCCGAGGCGGGCCCCUCAGACCGUGCCCCACCCAGUAUCAGUGGUGCCAAGGACUCGGUCACACCGCAGGGGGAUGACAUAUGGAAACAGCCCGCUGUUGUGGAAGAGGAAAAGACCAGAGACGAAGAGUUUGACGAGUUCUUGGCGGAUCUCUUCAUGUAGGCGUGCAUUCAGUGUAUGGUUACUGCGCUCGAAAUGUGUUUGAACUGUGUAUUCAUUAUGUGUGCUGUCGCAAGAGCUUGCUAUGCUGCUUUAUAUUCGUCUGAAUAAGGCACUUGAUUCGUUUGGUUUUCAGGGAAAUGUUGUGUUUGGCUGUCAACUAACGCAUAUAGCCGAAUUAUGUUUGUGCUCGGCCUGUGGUCGAUUAUUAUUUUUAUUGUUAAAAUGACCUGUUUGUUGGCAAUUUGGAAAAGUACCCAUUGAGAUGCGUUAUAAACAACGAUGUAGCAUCAAUAAAUGCAUAAGGCUGCAA
Amphibalanus amphitrite is the source of this 1492-nucleotide messenger RNA. RefSeq names its product protein FRA10AC1-like. Gene Ontology annotation, biological process: dephosphorylation. Lineage: Eukaryota; Metazoa; Arthropoda; Thecostraca; Balanomorpha; Balanidae. Gene Ontology annotation, molecular function: phosphatase activity. Bases 298 to 1182 code for a protein of 294 amino acids. The record is from RefSeq and is a predicted model, not a curated record. The transcript is spliced from 2 exons.